Molecule: messenger RNA, 1068 nt
Organism: Racocetra fulgida
Lineage: Eukaryota; Fungi; Glomeromycota; Glomeromycetes; Diversisporales; Gigasporaceae
Source: the annotation of a GenBank genome assembly
AUGGAAGAAUCACCACAAAGUGUUGGAGGAACUAACAAUCACAACAAUGUUACUGGUGCUACUGGUUCUUCUAUCGCUGAUUGUAUAGAAAUACUCGAUGAUAAUGACAUAUCAUCGCAGACAAAUCAAAGUGCGAAUAUUCAGAGAAAUGAGAGUAUAGAACUUGAAGAGGUUGAAGAGGCCGAUACCGACCCCGACAAGAUUAUGUAUGAAAUCCCAGUUUAUCUCUCUCAAAAACUCACAAACAAACUCUUUAUAGUUCAGCACCCUGUCCGACCACGCGCAAACCCCUAUAUAGGUAAAAAUACACCACGCGAAGCGCGUUUCAAGCCGCAUUCGCAAAAACUCGAACUUGACAUCCCGCUACAGACCACCUCUCAAUGGUAUGAUCGGGAUAGAGGUGCAGAAUUAGCGUUGGGACUUAAUGAUAAAGAAGCUAGAACCAUUUACGAUCGUACAUGGAAGCUUGAUCAAUAUGAUGGAUUAUUAGACAAACAAACAUUGCAGUCUACUAUUGUUCCACCACAAGCAACUUAUUGGAUGGGGACGAUGAAAAAUAAUGCCCUUCACUUAACACCUGUUCAUGCAACAUUACAAUUACGCCCGGGAUUAAAAUAUCAUGACAAGAUUGAUGAAAAAAAUAGAAAUGCUAAUAAAAAAGCUCAGGUUCUUGAAGAAGAAGAUAGUAUUAAUGAAUUAAAAAGCUCCAGAAUGAUGUCUGAUGAACAAAGUAUCGUGUCCAACAGAGUUAGAGGAUCUGGAAAGGGGAAAGUUCCCAUGAAUGCUAUUACAGAUAAAAGUACGGAUAAAUCACUGCUUAAAAAAAACUCCCGUCCAAAAUUACAACGAAUAGGAGAGGAAGAAUCAUGGAUUAAGAUGAGAUAUUAUGAUGCUGAACUUCUUUCUACUAAUUUGAGGACUGAUUCUAUAUCUAAACCCAUUGAAAUUUUGCCUAAGCCUCAACUCAAUUCCACUACGAGAUCAACUCCUAGUAGUUCUAAGAAGGAAAACGAGGUAGUGCUUGUACCCGGAUAUUUAGUCGAAUAUCCGGAUAGACAUUCUAUUUAA